CUGUAAAAAUGGCAACUUUUGGAAAAGGAAUCUUGAUGUUUAGGGCUAUUGCGAAAGCUCAGUCCAGUCGUUCCCCAUUAGUUUUGCAAGCAUCAGUACGAUGGCUUGUCCCCAAAAAUGGAUUUGCAACAAGUAGCGCCAGACAAGCAAUGGUGACGAUAUCAAAGGAUGAUCAAACAGGUGUAGCGACCUUGACACUUGAUAAGAAGCCUGUGAAUGCCCUUAGCUUAGAGCUCAUGACAGAGAUGAAUAUUGCUUAUGAUAAAUUAGAGGCUGACAACUCAGUCAGAGGAAUGAUCCUAACUUCGGCAAUUCCAAACUUCUUCAGUGGAGGUUUAGAUAUUACAGAAAUGUAUCAACCCAAGCGAGAAAGGCUUAGGGAAUUCUGGAGAGUCUUUCAAGGCAUCUGGGUGAAAUUGUAUGGGAGUAGAUUGAUCACUAUGGCAGCUCUAACAGGUCAUUGUCCUGCUGCUGGUUGUAUGUUUGCCAUGUGUUCAGACUUCAGUGUGAUGGCUAAAGGAAAAUAUGUGACAGGUCUGAAUGAAACUCGAUUGGGCAUUGUGGCUCCUUUUUGGCUUGUCGAUUCCCUGGUCAACACAGUUGGAACACAUGCUGCUGACCGGGCACUCCAAUUUGGUGAGCUGUACAAUGCGGACCAAGCGUUCAAGAUUGGAAUGGUUGAUGGAGCUGCUGAGAUGGAUCAGGUGUUACCAAUGGUGCAGGCGGAGAUGGCGGAAUGGCUAAAGAUACCAGAUGCAGCAAGGCAGAUCAGCAAGAUGGCCAUACGAAAAGAAACGCUCCAAAAAUUUAUGUCAAAACGUGAUCAGGAACUGGAAGAAGUGACAGAAUUUCUUAUGAAAGACUCAAUUCAGAAAAAUAUAGGGAAAUAUCUUGAGAAUUUGAAGAAGAAGAAGACAUAAAAGGGAAAGUUUUUAACAAAAGUUGUGCAUGUUGAUUGCUGUGGUGUGACUUUCAUUGGCCAGUGGACUGCGUGUCAAUGGAAACUCAAUCAUCCAAUGAAUUGAAAGACCCUGAAGUGGAAUUGGCAAUCGAGGAAGCAGUUGUUUAGGAUAGCAGUAGUUAUUUUCAACUGUCCUUAUGCCGCAUACUUCAGUAGUUUUACUACUUGAACUAUUGUCAAAAAUGUUUUUUUCAUUAAAAAGGCUUGCAUAGGAUUUAAAUAUGAAUCCACAUGGUCGAUAUAGUUUAAUUUUCGAGUCAAAUCAUGGUGGAUUUUUAAUCCUAUUGAAGUAGCAGUGUAUCAGCCAUCUCUACAUUGUAGUGCCCUCUUCUGUUGAUACCAUGUACGGUAUAACAAGCUUCUAAAAUAUUUCAAAAAACAGUUCAAAAUGAUGUAACAUCAGAUGUAGUUUAUUAUUAUAUUUUAUCGUUAUAUCA
This is a messenger RNA of Lineus longissimus, 1398 nucleotides long. Its product is annotated as enoyl-CoA delta isomerase 1, mitochondrial-like. Lineage: Eukaryota; Metazoa; Nemertea; Pilidiophora; Heteronemertea; Lineidae. Gene Ontology annotation, cellular component: mitochondrion. The transcript is spliced from 8 exons. Gene Ontology annotation, molecular function: delta(3)-delta(2)-enoyl-CoA isomerase activity. The coding region runs from base 9 to 920 and encodes 303 amino acids. The record is from RefSeq and is a predicted model, not a curated record. Gene Ontology annotation, biological process: fatty acid beta-oxidation.